Ceutorhynchus assimilis (cabbage seed weevil) is the source of this 687-nucleotide messenger RNA. Lineage: Eukaryota; Metazoa; Arthropoda; Insecta; Coleoptera; Curculionidae. The record is from the annotation of a GenBank genome assembly.
AUGUGUUGCACAGAAACUAUAACAAGAAUUUUAGUGUUUGUAGCAAAUUUUGCCUUUCUACUUGUUGGUGUAGCACUUUUGUCAGUUGGAAUUCUUUAUACCAUCCACUUUACCCACUAUACAGAAGCUAUUCCAGACCAAUAUCAGGCUAUCCAAUAUGUACCAACUUUAGCCAUUGUAGUAGGAAGCAUAAUAUUUUUUAUAGCUUUCUUAGGAUGUUGUGGAACAAUAAGAAGCAGCCCAUGCAUGCUUACGACGUAUGCAAGCAUUCUGUUUGUAAUAUUUCUGCUUCAAGUAGCUUUGGGUGUUUUUGGUUUAUUGCAAAUUAAAAACAGCAGCGAAUUAAAAGUGCAAGUCAGUCAAAGUAUAAACAGAUUGUUUGCUAAAUACAACCAAACCACAGAUUAUACAGGAGUUAUUGAUUUAAUUCAGCAAAAUUUGAAAUGUUGUGGUUCUACGGGUUCUACUUCCUGGACAACUGGAGUUCCUGGAAGCUGCUAUGAUGAAGACAAGAAUUUAUAUGCACAAGGAUGUUCUGAUGCUAUGUAUAGUUUUAUUAACGGAUCUGUAAGGUUAAUUGCCAUUGUGGCAUUGACUAUUUCGCUUGUUGAAAUUGUGGGCGCUAUUUUGGCAUUAUGUUUGUCUAACUGUAUACGAGCCAACAGCAGAAGAUCCGGUUACUAUUAA